Trypanosoma theileri is the source of this 1353-nucleotide messenger RNA. RefSeq lists its product as uncharacterized. Bases 1 to 1353 code for a protein of 450 amino acids. NCBI's taxonomy places the organism in Eukaryota, Euglenozoa, Kinetoplastea, Trypanosomatida, Trypanosomatidae. The transcript has a single exon. The record is from RefSeq and is a predicted model, not a curated record.
AUGUCCUACGCAUCCUUAUACCAGCGACGAAAAACCACAUCUCCUCCCGUAUCCCCUACUCACAAACCUCACAGUAAUCACAAUAACAAUAACAACAAACAACAAGAAGAAGAGGAAUGCGAAGAUCCACACAACUCCCUAGAGUUACAAUGGCCAUCAGUUGUUGUUAAUACUAUUACUAAUACUAAUACUAAUACUAAUACUAAACGAGAGAAAGAGAAGGAACUCUCACAUACAAAUAUCUCUGAUUCUACAACAACAACAAGAACAACAAGAAGAAGAAGGAGAGUAUCUGGUUUAAAUACGCCGCCCCCUCUCUCAUCAACAUCAUCAUCAUCCCCUUCACUGAUAAAAGUAUCAAGUAAGGAAAUAACCGCCAAAUUGAUGAAUAUCAUGCAAGCUCGAGAAAAGAUUGAGAAUCUUAUUCAUCUACAAAAGGAUGAUGAAGAGUCUCUCAUUUCUUUAAUACGAUCACUUCUCAUCCGUGAGGAGGACGAUGAUACCAAUGGUGAGAAGACUCAAACAGUAUUACAAAAUGCCAUUUUAGAUCGUAAUAAAGCCUUACAAUUGUUAAAUACAAUGCGAUUGGAGGGAAAUGCCAUUAUUCACCGAAUGCAUCAAAAUAUGAUUCAACAACAACAACAAAUUGAAUCUCUUAUGCAGGAAAAUAUAAGAUUGCGUAAUAGUCUUAGUGAGGCACUGGCUUUAAUAACAGAUAUUAGUUCUCAUAAUAAUAAUAAUAAUAAUAAUAAUAAUAAUAAUAAAAAUAAGAUAAAUGAUAGUGGUAACUUGGAUGAAACGGGUACUAUACCGAUAGCCGUUGAAUCUGCAGUGGUAGAGGAGAACCCUGUUCCUCCAUUCUCACAGUUGUUCCUUUCAGUUUCAUCAGAGAAGAGUAAUAAUAAUAAUAAUAAUAAUAAUAAUAAUAAUAAUAAUAAUAGUAUGAAUGUGAGCUCUGUUAGUAGUAAUGGUAACAGGAGUAAUGGAGGGGAAAUAGCUGCGGAGACGGUUACCUCAAGCCUGCGAUUACGGCAAAUGAUAUCUACACUUCAGACAGCACUGCGUUGUGAAAAACAACAACGUUUAGAGGCGGAGGAACUCUCACAUAAAAUGGCAUUAGAACAUCAACGUAAUGUUUCUUUAAUGGAAGUGCGAUUACAACGUAUUCAAAGGAGUACGAGUAGUGGUCCCACACGGAAGUACACAUCUUUUCAACAACAACUACAGCAACAACAACAACUACAACAGAAAGAAGAAAAAGAGGAACUUGGGUUUAAAGAGGAAGUUCACUCAGCUAAGGAUGAGCUUAGUACUCUUUUGGCAUCCCUCGCAGAAUCUACAAUGACGAAAUAA